AUGACUGCAGCCAGAUUCGGUCAGAAGUUCAACAACUUCAACAUCAUCCAGACUAUCUACAAAACAGUAGAUGGUCAUGAUAUACGGGCAGAUAUUCUGACCCCCAAGUCUCUGGAUACAACCAGAAAAAAUCCCGUCAUUGCUCGAUUCCACGGUGGAGGCUUGUCAAGAGGAGACUCAAUCUACGCAGACUGGUUCCCAAAAUGGCUCCUAGAGCUAGCGGAAGCUCACAACGCAGUAAUAAUCUCACCAAACUACCGCCUCCUCCCCGAAGCAACAGGAGUCCAAAUUCUAGAAGACGUCGACGACUUCUGGACAUGGCUCCAUUCCGAAGCCCUUACGAAGAUCCUUUCUCCACACCAAAUUGGUCUUGAUCUUGAUCGUGUCCUUGCCGCCGGAGACUCCGCAGGUGGAAUUUUGAGCAUCUACCUCACACUUUCCUACCCGGACCAGCUUCGCGCUGGGACGGCUACUUAUCCGCAACUCAGCUGGGAUCCGCCGGCUACGUAUCACCCUUCGGUGAAUGCCAUGAAUGCCGAGGUGCCGUCUUCGUACAUUGAUGAGUAUCUCGCGGGCCUCAGUCCUGGAUAUGUUGAAUCGUCUGAUUUGGAGGUGCGGCGUGCCCGUUUGCAAUUUGCAAUUUCUUGUCAUCGGAGAGGUCCGGAGUUUUAUACACGGGGCUCUGAAGGCUCGCCUUAUCGGGAGAAAUUGUUUCAAUUGGAACGAUUGGACUAUCCUGAGACAAAAUUGCCCCGUGGUGGAUUGGUUAUCAUUCAUGGGACUGAUGAUGAUGAUGUUCUAGCGGAGGUUAGUGAGAGGUUUAUGAACAAGGCGAAGGCCACUUUGAGAGGGAAACAGGGUGCUGAGAACUUGGUUCUCUGCCUUCGGCCUGGUGGGCAUGGGUUUGAUGUUGAUACGUCAUUUAAGGAGAAGUGGCUAGGUGAUGCUUUGCGGGUUGCGAUUAAUACUUGGUUGGAAUAG
This is a messenger RNA of Penicillium arizonense, 981 nucleotides long. Its product is annotated as alpha/beta hydrolase. Gene Ontology annotation, molecular function: hydrolase activity. Bases 1 to 981 code for a protein of 326 amino acids. The transcript is spliced from 2 exons. NCBI's taxonomy places the organism in Eukaryota, Fungi, Ascomycota, Eurotiomycetes, Eurotiales, Aspergillaceae. The record is from RefSeq and is a predicted model, not a curated record.